Messenger RNA from Cynara cardunculus var. scolymus (artichoke), 1259 nucleotides. Its product is annotated as serine/threonine-protein kinase OXI1-like. The transcript is spliced from 2 exons. Gene Ontology annotation, cellular component: cytoplasm; plasma membrane; nucleus. The record is from RefSeq and is a predicted model, not a curated record. Gene Ontology annotation, molecular function: protein serine/threonine kinase activity; ATP binding. Lineage: Eukaryota; Viridiplantae; Streptophyta; Magnoliopsida; Asterales; Asteraceae. The coding region runs from base 42 to 1259 and encodes 405 amino acids. Gene Ontology annotation, biological process: protein phosphorylation.
AUCAAAGAAAUCUAGCUAGGGGAAGAGAGAUUUCGUUUGCCAUGGACCAGGACAAAAUUCCGUUGUUGGACAUGCAGAAAUUGAAGGUUUUAUCGCCGUUAGGUCGAGGUGCAAAAGGUGUGGUGUUUUUGGUGCGAGAUGAAGCAUCUGAUCAUGGAGAAGGAGAAUUGCUUGCUUUGAAGGUGAUUUCGAGAGCUUCCAUUGCCAAAAAGGUCAAGAACAAGGAUAGUAAUGGUAGUGAGUACAGACGAAUUUGCUUGGAGCAGGAGGUGUUGCGACGAUGUCAACAUCCAUUGCUACCCAAACUCCGUGGUGUUUUAUCGACUGAGAAUAUUGUUGGAUACGCUAUUGAUUAUUGUCCCGGACGUGAUCUGAAUUAUCUUCGGAAAAAGCAGACGGAGAAAAUGUUUUCCGAUGAUCUAAUCAGGUUUUACGCGGCGGAAUUGAUACUUGCAUUGGAGUAUCUUCACGGAUUGGGGAUUGUUUACAGAGAUCUAAAGCCGGAAAACGUAAUGAUUCAGGAAAACGGACAUCUAAUGCUUGUCGACUUCGACCUCUCAGCUAAACUUUCACCAAAACCUCCCUCCGAACCUACACCGUCAAGAACUCCACCGUCGACGAAAUCGGAGCUCUCAAAGAAGAAGAAAAAGCGAUUUCCACCGUUUUACAAGUGUUGCCACCCUACUAUCUCGGCGGAGGACUCGAUACAUCCCGAGUCAGUCAACUCAGAUACUCGUUACCAGUCCGGCUCACUCUCGAAAUCAAACUCAUUCGUUGGAACGGAAGAAUACGUCGCACCGGAGAUGAUACAAGGUAACGGCCAUGAUUACGCGGUGGACUGGUGGUGCUUGGGGGUCGUUUUGCACGAAAUGCUGUACGGAACGACGCCGUUCCGUGGAAUAAACAGGAAGGAAACGUUCUACCGGAUUUUAUCAAUGACGCCGGAUCUCGUCGGAGAACCAACGCCGUUGAGAGACUUGAUCCGUAAAUUGCUGGAGAAGGAUCCGAAACAGAGAUUAUCGGCAGCGGAAAUCAAGGGUCACGAUUUCUUCAAAGGCGUUGACUGGGAAAAAGUCGCACAAAUCUCGAGACCGCCGUUUAUACCUGGACGGUUCGAUGACGAGGGUAAAGAUGUAAUUAAGGAAAUUGAUAUUGAAGAUUUUGUGCAAGAGGUAUUUAAGGUGAAUGAUGACACCAUAUGCGACGUCACGGUGAAGGAAAAAGACCAAAAUUCUGCCAAGAAUUUUUUGGUUUUCUAA